Durio zibethinus is the source of this 1170-nucleotide messenger RNA. RefSeq names its product protein DMP2-like. NCBI's taxonomy places the organism in Eukaryota, Viridiplantae, Streptophyta, Magnoliopsida, Malvales, Malvaceae. The record is from RefSeq and is a predicted model, not a curated record. Gene Ontology annotation, biological process: endomembrane system organization.
ACAUGUUGUAUUAGUGUUUAAAAUUCUCAAAUCUAUAUAACAGGUAUGCUACUAAAGAAAGGAAGCAAGUUUAACUCGUACACUUGGUUAGAAAACUAGGUUAGUUAUAUCAAGGAUAUGAAUUAUAUCCUCCAUCCAUCAAAGCAGUGUUUGAAGGGGAGAGUCACUGCUGCUGCGGUGAAUAAUUGAUGUAUGUAUUGAUGAGGUUCAAUUUCAUGCAUACUGUUCUCUCACUCAGCUGUGUGCUAAGUUCCCAGCAAAGACUUGGAGAUAUGGUUUCUUUUGUAUUACAAAUGGCAAAUUCUACCUAUCUGUCAAGCUGAAAGCAAAUGCCAAAAGUGAGCCAUGGGGAAGAAUAUGGAAGUAUAAAACCAUAGGAAAGGAAUUGAUUCGCCCGCUAACUUGAACAAAGAAUCAAAUUCUUCCCAAGAUGUAGUAUAACCUUACUUCUCUUUGAAAUCAUGAUUAUUCAUUGAUUCCACAGAGAAAUGGAGAAUUCAAUCACCCAAGAUCUCAGUGAAAGCUUUCAGCUCAACGAUGAUGAUCAAUAUCUCAAAGAUGAAGAUGAAGAUGCAGAUGAGUCUAAUUUCAUUUACAUCAUCAAUGCAAUCCUUAGUGGAACUGCCAGGCUCAAUGUUCUCUUACCGACAGCAACCAUCCUUGCCUUCACCAUUUUUGCUCCCCUCCUUACCAAUGAUGGCCAAUGCACCUCUCUCAGCCGCUGGCUAAUGGGUUCCUUCCUUGUCUUCCUGGCAGCCUCCUGUGUGUUCUUUACGUUCACAGACAGCUUUAGAACGGCCACAGGAAGGUUGUAUUAUGGCAUAGCAACCUUGAGGGGAAUUUGGACAUUCAAUGGUGGAAGGAAGAAACCUUGCAUGCCAUCAGAUUACAAGCUGAGAUGGUCUGAUCUCUUCCAUGCAUGGCUUUCUUUGGUUGUAUUUUUAACCUUUGCAGGGUCACAUAGUGAUGUUGUGGCAUGCUAUUAUCCAGGAAUUCCAAGGAAGGUCACCAACACUGUUCCUCUUGUGGUUGGCUUUGUCGUAAGUGUUUUGUUUGUGGUGUUUCCUUCCAGGAGAAGGGGAAUUGGGUAUCCAUUCUUGUUGCAGAAGGAAGCUAGGUACUCUAGAUUUUGAAACAUAAUUUGAUAUCUUCAUGAACAAAUAGAUUGUA